Molecule: messenger RNA, 656 nt
Organism: Rhea pennata
Lineage: Eukaryota; Metazoa; Chordata; Aves; Rheiformes; Rheidae
Product: placenta-specific gene 8 protein-like
Exons: 5
Coding region: 84-419 (111 amino acids)
Biological process (GO): positive regulation of transcription by RNA polymerase II
Source: RefSeq, a predicted model, not a curated record
AAGGAAGAGGCAGCUCGCCUCCGCGGACGAGGGCUGCUCGCCGGCGAACAGAAACCGCCUGGAGUGACCCAAAAGCUGCGGGAAUGGCCUCUCAUCCCGUGAUCAUGAUCCAGCCUCAGUUCUCAGGUCCUCCACGGGCGAGCGAGUGGCAGACGGGCUUGCUGGACUGCUGCUCCGACUUGGGCGUGUGCAUAUGCGGCGCCUUCUGCUUCGUUUGCCUGGGAUGCCAGGUGGCCGGGGACAUGGACGAGUGCUGCUUGUGCGGCCCAACGGUGGCGAUGAGGACGCUCUACCGCACCAGAUACAACAUCCCGGGGUCCCUUCUGAACGACUACCUCAGCGUCCUGUGCUGUCCCUCUUGCGCUCUGUGUCAGCUGAAGAGAGAUAUCAACAAGAGGAAAGUGCAGGGCAUUUUCUGAUCGGCGCCGGGCUCUGACGCUCCUGGGCCCGUCCCGUGGUGGAUGCUGCCAGCCUCGCUGCCUGCCGCAGAGCCACGAAACACCAGAGCCGCCGGCUGCGCCCUCAGCUUGGAGCCGUGCCACGGACGCUUCCGCUUGGUUGUUGCUGAUUGCUCCCUUCCUUGCUUUAAUCGUCAAUAAAAUGCGAUGCCGCCGUUCACCUGCAGCACGUGCCUUCUUUACUCUUGGUUUCUCUCU